AUGCUCCUGUCCGGGGGCGAGCCCCGGGCGCAGGAAUGGUUCAUGGUGCAGACAAAAUCGAAGCCUCGGGUGCAGCGGCAGCGGCUGCAAGUGCAGCGCAUCUUCAGGGUCAGGCUGAAUGCCUUCCAGAGCCGCCCGGACACCCCUUACUUCUGGCUGCAGCUCGAGGGGCCCCGGGAGAACAUGGGCAAAGCCAAGGAGUAUCUGAAGGGCCUAUGCAGCCCGGAGCUGUGGAAGGAGGUUCGCUACCCACCGAUCCUGCACUGUGCCUUCCUUGGGGCCCAGGGCCUCUUCCUGGACUGCCUCUGCUGGAGCACCCUGGCCUACCUGGUGCCCGGCCCCCCUGGCUCCCUGAUGGUGGGCGGGCUGACGGAGUCUUUCAUCAUGACCCAGAACUGGCUGGAGGAGCUGGUGGGGCGGCUCCGCUGGGGCCCUGCCCCUCUGCUGACCCCCCGGGGAAUCUGGGAGGCCGAGGUAACCCGGGCCUUUGGGGCCCUGGUCUGGAUCCGUGGUGACCAGUAUGCAGGGGACCUCCUGCAGCUGCCCCCAGCAGUCCAGGAGCUGCUGCUGAGCCUGGUGCGGGAUGCUGCAGGAAAGGAGGACAUCAUUGAGUGGCUCGGCCACUUUGGCAUCUCCAAUACCCACUCCGACCCAGAGGUCCUGAUCUGCCCUCCCCAGCAGAAGGAAGGCCUGGCCGUGCUGUCUGUGGGAGAGAGUCCUGGGCCCCUCCUGGAGAUGGGAAACCUCCAGCAUGCAGGCCCAGAAAAUUCAAAGAGAUUAACCACCAGGUCUCUAAUCCCAGCCCAGAGUGCACAGCAGGAGACAGCUAACCAGCUGGUACGGGUCGGUUCCAUCAAGCAAAGUGGUACGGACAGUGCUCGAGAGGAAGGGCCUGUGCAGGCCACCAGCAGCCAGGACUCUGUGAACCACACACAAACCUUGUUGCAGCACAGGCAAGUGCAGAAGGUGGAAGAUAAACUCCCCUUCCAGCCUUUGGUGUCAGCCCUGGGUGUGUGCCCAUCCUGGAAGGCCUGGGCCCCGGGGCCAGCCUUUGGGCCCCUGUGGCCAGGGGCUAUUGCUGCAACCUUCUGGAGGAUCAAUGAACUGCAUUCUCUCCACCUGGCCUGGCUCCUGUCCCAGGCGUGCUUCAGUUUUCCCUUCUGGCAGAGGCCACUGGGUCCCAUUCAGUUGAAGCUGCCAGGGCAGAAUCCUUUGCCUUUAAAUCUGGAGUGGAAGCAGAAGGAGCUGGCUCCCCUGCCCAGUGUGGAAAGCCCAGCUUGUAGACCUGAAGCGGGGCUGGGAGGAGAGGCAGCCCUACAGAAUUGCCCGAGACCAGAGACCCCCCAGAAAGUCAUGAGUUUAUUGGUGGCCCCAGGGAGCUCAGGUGUAAAGGACAAGGUUAGCUCAGGAAGUCCACAGAUAGGGCCACCUUUGACCUCUAUACCCCAACUACAAGCUGGAGAUAAGCCAGGGGAUCAAGGAGGCGUGCAGUCGGAUUGUAAGGGACUGGAAGACGGACGCUCUCCAGCAUUGCCCACAGGGCAAGGGAUGCCCAUGGCUCAAGGGAGCCCCAUGGCUCACAAGGGGCCCCCAGCUCAGCCAGUAUCUGAAGCUCAAACAGUGCCUGAAACUCUCAAAGUGCCCAUGGCUGCAGCAGUGCCCAAAGCUGAAAACCUACCCACAACUCAAGUGCUGCCUGCAGCUCCUAAAGUGCCUACAGCCCAGACAAUGCUGGCAGUGCACACAGAGCCUGCAGCUCCCAAAGUGCCACCGGCUCCAGCAAAGCCAGCAGCUCAAGUGGUGCCCACAGCUCAAAAAGCAGCUGUGGGUCAACCAGCAUUGGCAGCUCAGGUGGUGUGUGCAACUCCAAAAACUCCCACAGCUCAUAAGAUGCCUGCAGCGAAAACGUCACCUGCAGGUCCCAAAACACCCAAAGCUCAAACCGUGUCUGCCACUAAAACAGGGUCUACAGCUUCCAAAGCACCUACAGCUCUCAAAGCACCUGCGACCCCCAAAGCAUCUGCAGCUUCCAAAGCCUCCAGAGCUCCCAAAACAUCUGGAGCUCAGAAGGUGCCCACAGAUACAGGGCCAAUCUUGGACGUAGCCAAACUUCUGAGUGAGGUCCAGCCUUCAUCAAGGGCUAGUAGCUCCUUACUGAAGGGCCAGGGGGAGGCUGGGAGGCAGGGUCCCCAGCCCAGCAGCACCUUGGCCCCCAGGAGUAAGCACCAGUCUCAGGUGGAGGGUCUCCUGGGGGCUUGGGAGGGGGCCCCGAGGCAGAUGCCUCGCCACCCACAGGCGAACAGCACAGUGACCAGCUUCCAGAGGUACCACGAGGCCCUGAAUACACCCUUUGAGCUGAACCUGUCGGGGGAACCUGGGAACCAGGACUUGCGGCGAGUGGUCAUUGAUGGCAGCAGCGUGGCCAUGGUGCACGGCCUCCAGCAUUUCUUCUCCUGCCGAGGCAUUGCCAUGGCAGUGCAGUAUUUCUGGAACCGGGGACACCGUGAGGUCACUGUAUUUGUACCCACCUGGCAGCUGAAGAAGAAUCGGAGGGUGAGAGAGAGCCACUUUCUGACGAAGCUGCACUCGCUCAAGAUGCUUUCAAUCACCCCCUCCCAGCUUGAGAAUGGCAAGAAGAUCACCACCUACGACUACAGGUUCAUGGUAAAGCUGGCGGAGGAGACAGAUGGCAUCAUUGUCACCAAUGAGCAGAUUCACAUACUGAUGAAUAAUUCUAAGAAACUGAUGGUCAAAGAUCGCCUGCUGCCCUUCACCUUUGCGGGGAAUCUCUUCAUGGUGCCAGAUGAUCCCCUGGGCCGUGACGGCCCCACCUUGGAUGAGUUUCUAAAGAAGCCAAACAGGCUGGAUACUGACAUUGGCAACUUCCUGAAGGUAUGGAAGACCCUUCCUCCCAGCGCAGCCAGCAUCUCUGAGUUGAGUGAUGAUGCUGACCUGGGGUCCCUGGAGAGUCCACGGACUGUGGAAGAAAUCAGGGAGGAGAAAGAGGAGAGGCAGGAUGAGGAGCAGAGAGAGGGACCGGGGAUGCACAAGCCAGCUGAGGAGGACGACCUUGACUCUUCGCUGGCAUCAGUGUUCAGAGUGGAGUGCCCCUCCCUUUCAGAGGAAAUCCUCCGGUGCCUCAGCCUCCAUGACCCCCCUGAUGGGGCCCUGGACAUCGACCUCCUGCCAGGCGUGGCAUCUCCCUACCUGGGCAUCCCCUGGGAUGGGAAGGCUCCCUGCCAGCAGGUUCUUGCCCACCUUGCCCAGCUGACCAUCCCCAGCAACUUCACUGCACUCUCUUUCUUUGUGGGGUUCAUGGACUCCCACCGGGAUGUCAUCCCCGACUAUGAAGCCCUUGUGGGCCCCCUGCACAGCCUCCUCAAGCAGAAGCCAGACUGGCAGUGGGACCGGGAGCACGAGAAGGCCUUCCUGGCCCUCAAGCGAGCCCUGGUGUCUGCCCUCUGCCUGACAGCCCCCAACUCCCAGCUACCCUUCCGCCUGGAGGUGACAGUGAGCCAGGUGGCCCUGACGGCCAUCCUCCAUCAGGAACACUUGGGGAAGAAGCACCCCAUAGCCUAUACCUCGAAACCCCUCCUCCCUGACGAGGACAGCGAGGGCCCCCAGUCGGGGGGAGACAGCCCCUAUGCUGUGGCCUGGGCCCUUAAGCAUUUCUCCCGCUGCAUUGGAGACACCCCAGUGGUCCUGGACCUUUCCUAUGCCUCUCGGACCUCUGUGGACCCUGAGGCUCCUGAGGGCCGAAGGGUUUCCAAAGCAUGGCUGAUCCGAUGGUCCCUCUUGGUGCAGGACAGAGGCAAGCGGGCCCUGGAAUUGACCCUCCUCCAGGGCUUGCUGGGGGGAAACCGGUUGCUGACGCCUGCUUCCUCCAUGCCUCGUUUUUUCCAGGUUCUGCCUCCUUUUUCUGACCUGUCCACUUUUGUCUGCAUCCAUAUGUCAGGCUACUGCUUUUACCGUGAGGAUGAGUGGUGUGCUGGCUUUGGCCUCUAUGUUCUGUCUCCCACCAGCGCCCCUGUCUCCCUGUCCUUCUCCUGCUCCCCUUACACACCAACCUAUGCCCACCUGGCAGCUGUGGCCUGUGGCCUAGAGCGCUUUGGUCAGUCCCACCUCCCGGUGGUCUUCCUCACCCACUGCAACUGGAUCUUCAGCCUCCUCUGGGAGCUCCUGCCCCUCUGGAGGGCUCGGGGCUUCCUCUCCUCCGAUGGAGCUGCAUUACCUCAUCCGAGCCUGCUCUCCUACAUUAUAUCCCUCACUUCUGGCCUCUCCUCCCUUCCCUUUAUCUACCGAACCUCCUACCGGGGCUCUCUGUUUGCUGUGACUGUGGACACUCUGGCCAAGCAGGGGGCCCAGGGGGGUGGGCAGUGGUGGAAUCUGCCAAAGGAUGUGCCCAUUCCUAUAGUGACUCCCCAUACUAUGGGUAAGAAGCCCAACUUGCUGGCAUUACAGCUGAGAGACAGCACCCUGGCUGACAUCAUUGCCAAGCUGCAGGCUGGCCAGAAAUUGUCCAGUUCCUCACCCUUCAGUUCUGCCUUUAACUCACUCAGCCUCGACAAGCAGAGUGGCCUGCUUAUGUUCAAGGGAGAUAAGAGGCCCAGGGUCUGGGUGGUCCCGACACAGCUCCGGAGGGAUCUGAUUUUCUCUGUGCACGAUGUCCCCCUGGGAGCCCACCAGAGGCCCGAGGAGACCUACAAGAAGUUGCGGUUGCUGGGCUGGUGGCCUGGCAUGCAGGAGCAUGUGAGGGAUUACUGCAGGAGCUGCUUGUUCUGCAUUCCCCGAAAUCUCAUUGGCAGCGAGCUGAAGGUUAUUGAGUCCCUGUGGCCCCUCAGGUCGACCGCCCCCUGGUCAAACCUUCAGAUUGAGGUGGUGGGGCCGGUCACCAUAAGUGAGGAGGGCCACAAGCACGUGCUUAUUGUCGCCGACCCCAACACCAGAUGGGUGGAGGCAUUCCCACUGAAGCCCUAUACACACAUGGCCGUGGCCCAAGUGCUGCUGCAGCAUGUGUUUGCCAGGUGGGGCGUUCCUGUGAGGCUGGAAGCAGCCCAGGGUCCCCAGUUUGCCCGGCAUGUUCUGGUGAGCUGUGGGCUGGCCCUGGGAGCCCAGGUGACCUCUCUGAGUAGGGACCUCCAGUUCCCCUGCCUGACGAGCUCAGAGGCCUACUGGGAGUUCAAGAGGGCCCUCAAGGAGUUCAUCUUCUUGCAUGGCAAGAAGUGGGCAGCCUCCCUGCCCUUGCUGCACCUGGCCUUCAGGGCCUCCUCCAGCCAGGCCACGCCGUUCCAGGUCCUGACUGGGGGCGAGGUGAGGCUGACCGAGCCCCUGUGGUGGGAGAUGAGCAGCGCAAACAUUGAGGGGCUCAAGAUGGACAUCUUCCUGCUGCAGCUGGUCAGGGAACUGCUGGAGAUCCACUGGAGGUUGGCCGACAAGGCGAGCGAGAAGGCUGAGAAUAGGCGGUUCAAGCGGGAGAGCCAGGAGAAGGAGUGGAACGUGGGUGACCAGGUCCUCCUGCUCUCCCUCCCCAGGAAUGGCAGCAGUGCCAAGUGGGUGGGUCCCUUCUAUAUAGGUGACCGGCUGAGCCUGUCUCUCUAUAGGGUGUGGGGCUUCCCAUCCCCGGAGAAGCUGGGGUGCAUCUAUCCCAGUAGUCUGAUGAAGGCCUUUGCCAAGAGUGGCACACCCCUUUCCUUCAAGGUUUUGGAGCAGUGA
Molecule: messenger RNA, 5712 nt
Organism: Cynocephalus volans (Philippine flying lemur)
Lineage: Eukaryota; Metazoa; Chordata; Mammalia; Dermoptera; Cynocephalidae
Gene: NYNRIN
Product: NYN domain and retroviral integrase containing
Exons: 8
Coding region: 1-5712 (1903 amino acids)
Biological process (GO): DNA integration
Cellular component (GO): nucleus; cytoplasmic ribonucleoprotein granule
Molecular function (GO): mRNA binding; RNA-DNA hybrid ribonuclease activity
Source: RefSeq, a predicted model, not a curated record